Molecule: messenger RNA, 3325 nt
Organism: Eupeodes corollae
Lineage: Eukaryota; Metazoa; Arthropoda; Insecta; Diptera; Syrphidae
Gene: Sp1
Product: transcription factor Sp9
Exons: 3
Coding region: 1028-2581 (517 amino acids)
Biological process (GO): regulation of transcription by RNA polymerase II
Molecular function (GO): RNA polymerase II cis-regulatory region sequence-specific DNA binding; DNA-binding transcription factor activity, RNA polymerase II-specific
Source: RefSeq, a predicted model, not a curated record
AGACCCCUGCUAGCAGAAGAAGCGAGAAGGCAAGCCAACUCGUAUCUACGAGUUUCUUUGCUCACAUUUGAGAACCCAGGCAAAAAAGCAUUUUCUGGUUUUCUGUUUAGUUCGUUAGUUGUCUCAUUGAUACAACUGCGCUUGGUAGUUUGUUUUAUCGUCGCUGGUUUGCUUUCGUCGCCGUCGCCGAUACAGAUACCUUACCUACAGAUACAAGAUAGAUACUUUUGUGAUUGAAAUUUAAAAAAAAAUUGCAAUCUGCGGGCUUCAAAUUUAUGACUUCAAUCCAUCCACCAAUCUUUCGGUUACCUUUCAAUCUCGAGUGACAGAUUUGCAUCUCUCUGGACCGUUUGUGUGAUUGAAGUUUCAAAUAUACUUAUCUUUCAUCGAAAUAAAUCAAAACUUUUUGGCACAUUCAAAAAAGAAUCAAAAAUCAUAAUAAUAAAAUCCAAUUAACACCGAGACAAUAGAUGAAAAGGCUAAUGUGCAGACUCUUUGUGCGUUGCGUCCGAUAAUUUGACGGAUUACCAGACUCGUUGAUCCUUUUUUACCUUGUUGUCAAAAUCGAACACAAAGGCUUUCCCUUUGUUGUUGAAAUUCGUGUUGGCUAAUGGAAAGUGGCAGCCUCAGCGGAGGUCUGUAACAUAUAUCUACUUCUACAGAAUCGUAUAGAGGCCCUAUGCUGUACCCUGAGCUGUGGAUUUGUGAUUUUUUUUGCGUGCCUAUUUUUGUGUUGUCAAUCAUUUUUUGACUUAUAACGAGACGACAUACGAUUGAGUAACGGGAGUGCUAUAAGUACAUACAUACGCAUAACAAUAUUUUUCCGUAUUCAUAUCCAAAUGCAGAAAACAUCAUCUCUGUUAAGUGAAUUGAAAACUUGAGACGAAACACAAAAAGAAGAAUUUUAUCGUUUUCAUUAUUAUUGGAAAAAGUGACAAAUCCAUUAAAAAGAUUCAAAACAAAAAUAUCAAUACCAAUAGGUUACCUAGCAGGAACAUACAAAUAAAACAAAAACAAAACAUAAAAGAUGCUGACUGAUAUGACGCCGACGGCUGGCCAACUCUACGGAUCCCAGAUCCCGGCAAUGGGAAUGAAUAUCUCUAACAUAGCAUCGCAUCUUCAGAAACCACAAGUUAAUCCGGAUCAUCCAGGCUUGCGGGGAACACCUUUAGCCAUGUUAGCUGCCCAGUGCAACAAACUGUCAAAUAAAUCGCCACCACCAUUGGCUGAUGCUGCCGUUGGAAAAGGAUUUCAUCCAUGGAAAAAGAGCCCAACGUCAUCAUCGGGCGGGGGAGGAAACACACCAGGAAUCGGUACUGGCCAGCACUCACCAUGCAGUAUCUCUACAUCACCAACAGUGACGUCAAGCAUAGGAACAUCUGUAGCUAGAAGUCUCCCGUCCAGCACAAUAAACACAAUGGUCAAUAUUACUGCCAGCCUUUAUCCUUAUAGUCGACCGAUAACAUCGUCCUGUUCAGCAGUCACCAACCCUUCGUACGGUAGUGAUUUGUACUUUCCAAGUGCUACCACUUCUCCCAGUGUAGCGGACAAUCAUCAUAUGCAUCAAGGACUACUUGGCAAGGUUGAGAGCACUACUUUUGGUUCCGUUUAUUCUAGGCAUCCAUAUGAUUGGCCAUUUAAUGCGGUCAGCGCAUCACACAAAGCCGCUACCGAGGGUGUCAAUUCAGGCUGGUGGGACAUGCAUAGUGCAGCCGGCAGUUGGUUGGAUAUGGGUGGCGCUGGCAUGCAUUCCACCAUGGCAAAUUAUGCAACCGCAGGUUCUGACUACUCGUCGUUGACACAUUCGCUUUCUAAUACUGCACAUCUCUUGGGAUCUGGUCAGCACUUGUUGCAGGACACAUACAAAAGCAUGCUGCCUGGGCAGGGAGUUGGUGGUUUCACUCUACCUCAUUCAUCACCAGCCACUGCUUCCGGCCAGGCAGCAACUCCAUCGACACCCUCUCCUCGCUCACAACGAAGAUAUGCGGGACGCGCCACAUGUGAUUGUCCCAACUGCCAGGAAGCAGAACGCUUGGGUCCCGCUGGCGUCCACCUACGCAAGAAAAACAUCCAUUCAUGUCAUAUUCCUGGAUGUGGCAAAGUCUACGGAAAAACUAGUCACUUAAAAGCCCACCUCAGGUGGCAUACUGGCGAAAGGCCAUUCGUCUGCAAUUGGCUAUUCUGUGGCAAGAGAUUCACGAGGUCCGAUGAGCUGCAACGUCAUCUUCGCACACAUACAGGUGAGAAACGAUUUGCUUGUCCCGUGUGCAACAAACGGUUUAUGCGUAGCGAUCAUCUCGCAAAGCAUGUUAAGACACACAACGGUCCGAAUAAUAACAUAAAGAAAGGCUCUUCAGAAUCCUGUAGUGACUCUGAGGAAACUAACCAAUCCGAAGUAAUGCAUCAUAGCAGUCAUCCAGGCACCCCUACCCAUCAGACGAUGAACACCGGAAUGCAGCAUCACAUGGGUGGAUCACCAGUUAUGCAGCAGCACCCAUCCCAGCACCAUCACCAUGCACCAAGUCCCAGCAUGGAUCAUCACAAUCAGAUGGAUGUGAAGCCACCACCCCCCAUGGCUUGAGGUUCAAUUGGACCCUUCAUCUUUGCUUCAAACCAAAGUAGUGGAGUAGGGUCCUUUUAGAGUGGCUUUUUUCGAAUGCCAGAUCCUUAUUUAAGUAUAAAAAUCACAAAUCGUUAUUAUCCCCAUCCCAAAAUCACAUAUUACAAAAAUGCAGGGUAUUUAAAAAAUGAAAAGAUAAACGUCACAAAAAUAGAUACAUGUAUGUAUCUGUCCGCCUAUGUAUAUAUUUAAGUAAAGUAAAAUAAUAUAAAUGUCAAUAUCGUUUAGCUAAACCAAAAUUUUCUAUUAAAUUUUCUUUAUCGGUUUUAAUUAUUGUAAAUAAUAUAAAGCAAAAGCAUUGUAAAAUAAAUAUCUAUUUAAACAAAGGCUCUGUUCUUAAAUAAUCUCAACAAAUAAAAAUUAAAUUAACUUUAAAUGUAGCUAUAUUUUAUUAUUUAAAAUUUAAAUUAAAAACAAAUAUCCUUGUGUAAAUAAAUAAAAUUUAAAAUCAUCAAUAAACAACACAAAGCUAAUAAUAAUAAUAAAUAGGUACUUGAAAAAAUAAAAACAAAAUCUAGACCACUAAAAUUAUAAUACUUAAUAUUAUUUAUUUAGUAGCGUUUGAUCAUAUUUAAGUACAACAAAAAGAUUGCGAAAUAUUGUAUCUCGAAUGAACUGCAUUCGGAUUUUUUUUAGCUGAUGUUUGUUAAAAAGAAAUAAAAGAUUAAAUGUUGAUCUAAUAAAAUAAAAAAAAAUAAAAACAAA